AUGAAACGAGCUGCUAACGCAUCAUCAUUAUGGCUCACUAAGACGAUGAAGGCAAAGGCUUUGUCAGUCAAGGAGUGCGGCUGGACAGCAGAGGAUUGCCACCUAGUGGAGGAGCUGCCAGGAGACUCGCGCAGAGAAACCCUGUGUCUGCCCAACAUCUUCAGGUCAAAGAAAGUCACGCCUUUGAGCCGGAGCCAGACGACGGGUCCGGCUUACCAGGUGUACUACACGGCCCGGGAGCUUCUUCUCGAGGUGCUGGACAGAGGAGCCAUGCGGGAGCUGAUGAGGCGAGCCUCCUCGAUGAGGACCGGACCUCCUCGACUUCCGCACGCUCAAAGAAGGGAGCAAGGCGUCCACUUCUCCGAGGAGGAUUACACCGAGAUGUUGACUUGUUUCUCCAUGGUUCUACAGGACGGCCUCUCCGUGGGAGAGUGCGAGCUGAGCCCCCGUUUAGAAGGCUGGAAGGGGGUCCUGAAGAGAAACUGCUUCCAAAGCUGCCUCAUGCACCUGAGCCGACUGGAGGAUGAGGACAAACUGGAAGCCUUGUCCGCCUUCUGCGGGCACGUAACCAAGCGCUACCGAGGACUGUACACGCCGGGUGAGAACCUGGCUGUGAAGAAAUACAAACUUCGGUGCCAGCAGACUCCCUGCACGCUCCAUCUGGCUAUCCUCUGUGAUAUCAGCUCAGGUUUCAUCUGCAACAUGCAUCUGUAUGUCCCCGAGCAGCUCCGGAGACGUAGUACGAAGCCUGUUGUCGUGCAGGUAGUCGAGCACCUGAUCAGACCUUUCUGCGGCCACCGCAACCUGGUGUGGUUGGACGCCGGUGUCUGGACGGAGGGCAAGCUCCUCCAGAUCUUCUCAGAGUCAAAAGUUAAGAUUCGGAUAGCUGCGACGGAACCGUCGUCAUCUGCAGAAAACACAUCCAAGUUUUUUUCACUAUCCCUCCUUGCGGCUCAUCUCCAAGGUUGGACCGGACCAGCUCUCCUUUUCCCUUUGUCCGACGUGCUCCUGCCCGGUCUCUGGGCGACACUGCACAGCAUCUACAUCAACACGUUUGUGCUCCACACCCUGCAGAGCUCAGGCAGGCAGGUCCAGCUGACCCAAUUCACCAGAACUCUGGCCUCUCAGCUGGCUCUGGACAAUAGCGCCGGAGUACCGGUCCUGCCUCAGCUAAACAGCGCAUCGUACCAAGAGAACAUCGUAACAUCUAAAGCCUCCGAUCCUCGCUCCCGUAGAAAACACAGAGACUCCAGCAGCCAUGCGACGGAAAACCCACUCCAGGGGUGGGACAGACCCGGUGUGUGCGGUUUAAACAACUCUGGAAACUUCUGCUACUUGAACGCAGUCUUGCAGUGCGUUUGCUCCACGGUGCCCCUGGUGGAGCACCUCCUUCAGCAGGACACUCGCAAGGAGUUGGCACGAGCCAAGUGUCAGGUGGCCCAGGUUUUCGUACGCCUCCUGGAGCAGAUGUGGCUGGGGAGGAGCUCCAGCUGUGCCCCUGUGGAGGCCAGGUCCUUGUUGUGCUCCAUCCUGCCCCAGUUCAACAACCACUCGCAGCAGGACGCUCAGGAACUCCUGCUCCUCCUCUUCAAUGCACUUCACGACGACUUAAAGAAGGUGCGAAAGCACUCCCUCAAGCAGCUGAGACGAGACCAGGGAGAGUCUACUAUUGUUUCCAAGCUGUUUGCAGGCCAGCUCAGCUACACAACAGUGUGCACGCAGUGCGACCACCAGACACACAACACACAGACCUUCACUGUCCUCUCCUUACCCAUCCCCGCGCACGUCCGAAAGUGUUCCAUUCAGGACUGCUUGUCUCUGUUCUUUGACCAGACUCUCCUGACUGGGGGAGACAAGAUGCGGUGCUCGGCCUGUGAGCUGCAGAAAGAAACCGCUCUCCUCACUUGUCUGGACAAACCUCCUGAAAUCCUGGUGCUGCACCUGAAACGCUUUGGUUGUAGGGGGAAGAACCAGGUGAAACUGAGGACCAACGUUAUUUUUCCCAUGGCACUCGAUCUCAGUUUGUUUCUGUCCAGCUCGGCACAAAACACUUCCUGGUCUUCCUACCGCCUUUAUGCGGUCGUGAACCACGCAGGUCACCUGAACAUGGGUCACUACACGGCUUUGUGCCACAACGUCCUGACCCGAACGUGGCACCGCUUUGACGACUCGGAGGUCCGAGAACUACGCGACAGCCACGUGCAGUCUCCAGACGCCUACGUCCUGAUUUACAGUCGUAAGCCGUUCCGAAAACCAAAGAUUGCCGGCCUAGAAAUGACAUAACAGAAGAAUAUUGACUUUUUG
This is a messenger RNA of Syngnathoides biaculeatus (alligator pipefish), 2304 nucleotides long. RefSeq lists its product as uncharacterized. The record is from RefSeq and is a predicted model, not a curated record. The transcript has 7 exons. Bases 1 to 2283 code for a protein of 760 amino acids. Gene Ontology annotation, molecular function: cysteine-type deubiquitinase activity. Lineage: Eukaryota; Metazoa; Chordata; Actinopteri; Syngnathiformes; Syngnathidae. Gene Ontology annotation, biological process: protein deubiquitination.